CUCAAUGAUAAGAAAGAGUAGGCGGACUGAGAUUAGCACUAUAUAAGAGCUGCAUCCACAAAACGAACUCAAAUACAUAUUUAGGACCUAACUACACGUUGUAGGGACCAAACGUUUAAACCAUAGAUAAUUCAGUACCGGAAAUGAGGCCACACCCAAUCCUAAUGCUGGCACUAGUGCUUGGGCCAAUUCUACUGGCCAAACCAGCGAUAUCUGGUACACACUGGAUAGUGCUGCCGGACAAAAUUACGCCAAGUGUGCCUCUGCCCAUAACGUUCAACUUUUACAAUACGUCAGAAGACGUGAUGGUCAAAAUGGACCUUCUUCAGGACGACCACCACAGUCUUGUAUCUCUUACACAUACGUUUGCUAACGGAGAAGGCGGAUUGCUUCAGAUACAGGUACCUGCGGACAUAGGACAACCCAAUAUCACGAGAUUCACGCUACUCGUACAUGGACUGAGCGGGGUCUAUUUCCAGCAACACGCUCGACUAAAUUACGACUCUGGCACGGUCCCAAAACGUUUCGCAGUCCACAUUCAGUUAGACAAAUCGGUUUACAAACCAGGACAGACAAUUAAUUUCCGGACAUUCGGAGUCUACUCUGACAUGACUGUUUUCAACGGACGCUUCAAUGUCGACAUUUAUGAUCCUAAGGACAACCAUAUGAAAAAGCUGGCAAACGUCACUUCCGGCACAUAUGGGGUGCUCGAGGAUUUCAUGCUCAUGGAUGAAGAGCCCGUUCUAGGCACAUGGCGGGUAGAAUCACGUGCUUUAAGGCAUCGGUACGACGGCGUCGAGUAUUUUGAGAAGUCAAAUUCAAAGACAUUUCAAGUAGACAAAUAUGUGCUACCGAAAUUCGACGUGAAUGUCAACUUGCCGUCCUAUGUUGUUACCACUGAUAAGGAAAUGCAAGGGUCUAUCACAGCAAAAUACACAUACGGGAAACCUGUCAUCGGAACAGCAAAUGUAACAGCCGACAUUAACUACAAUGGGGCACCUUGGAAGAUCCGGGGCGAUGAAGUCAUGGUCAAAAUAUCGCUCGAUCUUAACGGUAAUGCUAAAUUCACGAUUCCCUUCGACCAACUCCUGAACGAAGUUGACCCCUAUUCAUACCAACCACUGGUAGAGAAACUGGCCGGCUAUCAACUCAUCAUAAGGGUGAAGGUCACUGAGAGUCUAAACAAUGUCACAAGGGAAGCUACGGGAUCGGUUCUCUUCUACAAAGAACCCUUCACAGUAUCGUUCGCUCGUGAUAGCAGUCCAACCUUCUUCAAACCUGGCCUGCCUUACGUUGGACACAUCAAGUUAACGCAAGCUGACGGGCGUCCAGUCAUAUCUAACGCAACGGAUAUUUUGUUACGGAGUUACGUAAAAUUUUACGACAAAAGCCACGGAAAGUACCGAGCUCACACUCUACCGGACAAGCAUUUCGCUCCAUCACCAACUGGUAUUAUCGAGUUUAUGGUUGAUCCUCCAGAAAACGCCACCUCUCUCCAUCUUCAAGUUGAGUACAAAGGACUUACCAACACUUACGACAUGACAAAGCCGUCCUGGUUGAUUGAAAAUGGAAACCUUCAGCUGUCUCAAGUCAAUUCAUCAAUGAUCGGGGAAGUCGUUGAUUUUCAGUUACUCGGUGCGGUGCCACUUGGAAAGGUUUUCUACUAUGUGAUAACAAACGACCACGUUACCCUAUCAGGAGCACUAGACUCGAUAUCCAAAACAGAGCAUAUUCACUUUCAAGUUAAGGAAGAUAUGAAACCAUACAGCAAACUAAUCGUGUAUUACUUCACCACGGAUUCCUGGAAUGCGGAUUCCAUUCAUUUUGUUGCAAAGACAUCCGCUGAUGUCUUCCAAAACAAGAUAUCAAUGUCGUUUGACAAAACUCAAGCCGAACCAGCUGAGAAUGUUUCUCUUCAAAUUUCCACUGAUGCUGACUCUCUAGUGAACAUUCUUGCCGUAGACCAGAGUGUUUUAUUGUUGGCUACUGGAAAUGACAUCACCCAAUCUGAUGUAAUAACCUCACUACGUCCGAACGACAGGCCUUCCCAGAAUGCAGCCUCUAUGCACGACCCAAAACAGAUCAUGCAGACCUCGGGUAUACAGGUUCUCUCGGAUGUAACCAGUUUUUCCUGGGCAGCCCCUCACUAUAAACGACAAGUGGACUGUUUCCCCGGAGGUCCUGUAUCUACAUAUGCUCCGAUACAGUAUCCAACGUAUGUGCCAGGUAUGGUUCCAACUCCAGCUCCAGGCACGACACAUGCUCCCAAUUAUAUACCAAGUCCAAUGCCUGGAAGUACAUAUGCUCCGGGAAAGUAUCCAACGUAUGUGCCAGGUAUGGUUCCAACUCCAGCUCCAGGCAUGACAUAUGCUCCCGGUAUCAUAUCGACAGGUAACUCCGGAUCCACGCUACAGGAAGUUAAACACACGAGAGAAAAUUUCCCCGAGACUUGGUUGUGGACAAACAUAGUUUCUGAUCAAAACGGCGCCGCUGUAAUCUCUGCGACGGUUCCGGACAUGAUUACUUCCUGGUACGCGACGGCCUUCUCGGUUAACGCGUUGUCUGGACUUGGAAUCACCGAUGGUCCAUCAAAGUUCACGACGUUCCGGCCAUUCUUCGUCAGUCUGAAUCUGCCCUACUCUGUGGUGAGAGGCGAGCAGGUCGUCCUGCAAUCAAACAUCUUCAACUACAUGGGCCAGGACCUCGACGUGACAGUAACAUUGGAUAAAUCCGAUGACUUUGACGUCAUUCAAAACAAGAGUGGCCAUGUGACAUACCAAUCCAUAGAUGUUGUCACUCAAAUACACGUCAAAGCAGGAGCGGCAGCGUCAGUUUUCGUGCCAAUUGUCCCUCGUAUCGUCGGUCAAGCGGAGAUAUUCGUGAAAGCGCAGUCACCUUUCUCAGCAGAUGGCGUCAAACGACAACUUAAGGUCGAGGCUGAAGGAAAGAAGAUGCACUACAACGUUCCCUUACUGAUAAGCGAGCUGAACCCGACCGACGUGGUUUUGGCUUUCCCCGAUAACCUCGUGCCAGACUCGCAGAAAAUUCAAGUUGCUGCUAUUGGUGAUAUUAUGGGCCCUACCGUAAAGAAUCUAAAGUCUCUGUUACGCUUGCCGACUGGUUGCGGUGAGCAGACGAUGACGAGUUUUGCACCUGAUGUGUUCGUGUACAACUACCUGCAGGCCUCAAAUCAACUUACGCCGGAAAUUGCAGAUAUGGCUAAACACUACAUGAACAGAGGUUACCAACGUGAGCUUACGUUCCAGAGAUCAGAUGGAUCCUUCAGUAUCUGGGGCCAACAGGACUAUCAGGGAAGCAUGUGGUUGACGGCGUUUGUAUUAAAGUCGUUUUCCCAAGCUCACAGGCAUAUUUUUGUGUCCGACCAUAUGCUGCGUACUGCAACCACAUGGAUUUCGUACAAUCAGAACUCGGACGGCUCUUUCCGGAGUGUUGGAGCAGUUCACAGUACCUCUUUACAGGGAGGCAGUUCAUCUAAGUACAGUCUGACAGCGUUUGUGCUGAUUGGCCUGUUAGAAGCUGAGCAAGUACUUAAAAAUGAAUACCGUCUCACCAAUAUUGCUGCAAAGGCUCGCGGAUUUCUUGAGCUGCAUCUAGCCAAUUUGAAUCAUCAGUCUAAUGUGGAGUUGAUUAACGAUACUUAUGAUCUGGCAAUUACUGCUUACGCACUGGCCAAAGCGGGAAGUGUCCGAUCGUUUGACGCCUACACCAAGCUGAAGAGCAGAGCAACCACAACUAAAGACGGCAAGAUGUUCUGGCGAAUUCCAAGGGCUCAGUACACGUACAGCUACUGGGAAAGUUUCUACGCUCGAGAGUCACCGCUUUCCGUGGAAGCCACUGCCUACGCACUACUUUACCUCGUUCAGACCAGACAACUUUCUGAAGGGAUGCCACUCGUUAAGUGGCUCGUCUCCCAGCGUAAUUCACUCGGAGGUUUCACGUCUACGCAAGACACGGUUAUUGGUCUAGAGGCCUUGUCAGCCUUCGGGUACGUUACCACCGCAAACCUGGACCUUAAUAUCGAUGUGAAUGGCGUUCAUUAUAACAAGAGUAUGCAUGUAACAAAGCAGGAGGCAAUGGUCAUGAAGCUACUAGAUGUUCCGUCCAGCGCCAUUCCAGCCUUCAGGCCACAUGGCGUGCACACAACUCCGGCCAACUCCCCGCUUCCAUCGAUAAGCAUUGAGGCACACGGAAACGGGUCCGCUCUCGUGCAAGUUUCAGUAUCGUUCAAUGUGGAGACUGAGCCAGCUGCUCCAGCGUUCAACCUAACAUCUGAAGUUGUGCAAGAGUCGCUACAUUCCAUUGUCGUAAAAACGUGCGCCAGGUACCUUUACUCCUUGUACCAUGGACCGGGCAUGGCGGUCGUAGAAAUCGAUAUGCCAACAGGUUUCGAGGCGGACCUUGAAAGCAAGAAUUCUGACAUCUCCUUAUCCAAAAAGUCUGAAAUCAGGGACCAGAAAACCGUCGUUCUCUACUACGAUGAGAUUGGUCCGUACGGAGACACCUGCUCCUAUGUUGAAAUGAUCAGAUCCGACCUCGUGGCCAACCUGAAGCCUGCUCCAGUCAGAGUCUUUGACUACUAUGAGCCAGAGCGAUUCAAGGCCUUGGCAUUCUACGAGUCGAGUGUCCUGCGGGAUUCCUCCUUCUGUGAUAUCUGCGCUGACUGUGGAUGCUAAUCAUGUUCGCUUUCGGCAAUGAUUUUGA
Mya arenaria is the source of this 4722-nucleotide messenger RNA. RefSeq names its product CD109 antigen-like. The transcript is spliced from 38 exons. The record is from RefSeq and is a predicted model, not a curated record. Bases 144 to 4694 code for a protein of 1516 amino acids. Gene Ontology annotation, cellular component: extracellular region. NCBI's taxonomy places the organism in Eukaryota, Metazoa, Mollusca, Bivalvia, Myida, Myidae. Gene Ontology annotation, molecular function: endopeptidase inhibitor activity.